Prorocentrum cordatum is the source of this 525-nucleotide messenger RNA. The record is from the annotation of a GenBank genome assembly. NCBI's taxonomy places the organism in Eukaryota, Dinophyceae, Prorocentrales, Prorocentraceae.
AUGGCGGUUCCCAACAUCAACACCGCCCUGCCGAUCGUCUACGACCCCAGCUGCCCCGGCCUGUGCUGCUUCGAGAACACGCCGUGCCGGUACUGCAACGAGGGCUGCUAUGGCCAGGGCGCGUGCUCGGCCCCGACGCCGACGACUGUGCCGACGCCGGCGCCGACGCCAGCGCCGACGUCCUUCGACUGCAUGGCGGUUCCCAACAUCAACACCGGCCUGCCGAUCGUCUACGACCCCAGCUGCCCCGGCCUGUGCUGCUUCGAGAACACGCCGUGCCGGUACUGCAACGAGGGCUGCUAUGGCCAGGGCGCGUGCUCGGCCCCGACGCCGACGACUGUGCCGACGCCGGCGCCGACGCCAGCGCCGACGUCCUUCGACUGCAUGGCGGUUCCCAACAUCAACACCGCCCUGCCGAUCGUGUACGACCCCAGCUGCCCCGGACUGUGCUGCUUCGAGAACACGCCGUGCCGGUACUGCAACGAGGGCUGCUAUGGCCAGGGCGCGUGCCAGCCUGCGGCGUAG